Osmia bicornis bicornis is the source of this 2347-nucleotide messenger RNA. Its product is annotated as myrosinase 1. Bases 745 to 2223 code for a protein of 492 amino acids. Gene Ontology annotation, biological process: carbohydrate metabolic process. Gene Ontology annotation, molecular function: beta-glucosidase activity. The record is from RefSeq and is a predicted model, not a curated record. Lineage: Eukaryota; Metazoa; Arthropoda; Insecta; Hymenoptera; Megachilidae. The transcript is spliced from 8 exons.
GCGACACAUUUUUAUAUCCUCCUGUCGCCUUCGAAUCGCUGUCGUUCUGCAUAAUGGAAUUAUGUUCGUCCUGAUUCCCAUAGAUGUGACUGUCGCUCGUAUAAUGUCGCCUAUCCAUCAGAGAAAAUACCCCUUGAUCCACUUUCUUCGCAAACAGUCGUAAAACUGUGUCUCCUGGAACGAUACGGUGGUCGUGCAACAUGUUUCGUUUCAGGAUAUCGAGAAACAAAACGUAGAAGAGGCAUGAAACUUUUCACGUUUCUCUUUUCCGCUCAUAUAGCCUCGAAGUAAAAUAUUCUUGCGGGGAUCACCUGUCACCUAUCAUGGCGUAGGAAAGAUCCUCUCGUAGAAUUUCAACAUCGUCUCACGAUCCUGGAAGGAGAAAUCUGUUAAACCCGUUCUGUGUUCCUAUUAACUGCAUAGUUGUCGUUGCAGUAAUUCGAGUUGUAUCGUCCGAAGUAAAGUUCAGUGCGGGUUAUCUAAACUGUAAGAAAUUGAUUAAGUUAUCUCGCAUCUGGUAGAAAAUUCAUACUAAUUAUUUUCGCGGACAUCGAACAGUGUAAAUCUGUGCGAGUGAAUGGAAAAGUUGUGAUCGGAUGCGUAAUGUAAUGAAAAAUAUUCGAUCGGACGAUAAGAAUACGAUCUGGUAAAUAAUAUCGUCAGAUAUUGAUAAUACUGAGAGGUUAAUUACUUAAAAUUAUAGAUAAGCUCGUCUGGUACGAAGGAGAUAUAAACAAUUUAGACAUGUUCAGCAUGCUGCCUCUGGGAUCCAGUAUUUUUCUUUGCCUCGUGAUCUCUGCGAGUGGCAAAUUGGUGGAGCAGAAUGAGAAAUAUCUACAGUUCCCCCCAAACUUUCUCCUGGGAGCUGCGACAGCGGCAUAUCAAAUAGAAGGAGCUUGGAACGUGAGCGACAAAGGUGAAAGCGUUUGGGAUCGAUUCAGCCACGAGAGGGGUAACCAUGUUUACCAUAACGAAACGGGGGAUGUUGCUGCGAACUCUUAUUACAAGUACAAGGAGGAUAUAGCCAUUUUGAAGAACCUUGGGUUCAAGUCCUACCGUUUAUCCUUGAGCUGGCCGAGGAUCCUACCGACAGGAUACCCGAACAAGAUCAGCGUAGAUGGCAUCCAGUAUUAUCACAAAGUCAUCGACGAUUUGUUGGCGAACAAUAUCGAGCCUAUGGUCACGCUCUACCACUGGGACCAUCCCCAAAUUCUCGAAGAUGCAGGUGGUUGGACGAAUUCAGAGAUGGUCGAGUGGUUCGCCGAUUACGCCAGGGUCGUCUUCAAGGAGUUCGCACCAAAGAUAAAGCGAUUCAUCCCGGUGAACGAGCCGCAAGAAGUCUGCAGAAAUGGCUACUUAUACGGGAACCACGCGCCCGGAAAAAGACUUCAUGGUGUCGGCGAGUACCUGUGUCUCCACAACGUUCUAAAAGCACACGCUAGAACCUACAGGAUCUACGAGAAAGAAUUCAAAGAACAAUACAAAGGUGAAGUUGGUAUAUUAAACAACGUGUUUGGUUAUUUCCCGAAAACACCAAAGGACGAGGCGGCAGCCGAGAUCGCAUUCCAAUUCAAUGGCGGAUGGGUAUUGAACCCGAUAUACAACGGUGACUAUCCAGCUGUAAUGAAAGAAUUCGUCGCUAAACGAAGUCGAGAACAAGGCUUCACCAGAUCCCGUCUUCCAGAGUUUGAUGCUGAGUGGAUCAAAUACAUAAGGGGAACAGCUGAUUUCCUGGCUUUAAACCACUACACAUCAAGAAUAGUUGAAAAUGGUACCUAUGGAGAGGUACCGUCUCAAGACAACGAUCAAAUGGUGCUUCCAACCAUGGACGAAUCUUGGAAAUCAUCAGCCUCUAAAUGGUUGAAAGUUGUACCUGAAGGAUUUCGACUCUGUCUCCGUAAAUUGGCAGAGCACUAUGGAAAUCCACCCAUAUAUAUCACUGAGAGCGGUUUCUCCGAUCGUGGAACUUUAAACGAUGACGAUAGAAUCGAUUACUAUCGCGAGUACUUAAAACAGAUGCUUCUCGCCCACUAUGUCGACGGUGUCAAUGUGCGUGGAUACCUGCUGUGGUCGCUUCUUGAUAAUUUCGAAUGGGACAAAGGAUACAAUGAACGUUUUGGCAUCGUAUCCAUUGACUUCAACGAUCCGAACAGGCCACGAACUUUGAAGAAAUCCGCUACUUGGUGGCAGAAGAUUAUCAGUGACAGAAAACUUGACCAAUAAUCGUAAUCGUCGUGCUCUGAAUGAUCUUACAUAAGAGUAUGAUUGAUCAUGGCAAUUUGUUCUUCGUUUCCCGUUAUGUACACAACUUUUGUUUACAAAUUUUUAAUAAAUCAAUAUCCUUAUA